AGAAUCAGCUACUGCAGACAAACAUAUUUUGUCAGAAAUAUGGAGGAAUAGAAGACUAAUGGUAUCACAAAAUGGGACACAUGAAGAAAAGAACUGUACAGACCCAGCAAUUACUGAAUUUCCUACAGAUUUGUUUACAAACAAGGAACGACAGCACGGAGCAGUACUGCUUCAUAUUUUUAGUGCACUUUAUAUGUUCUAUGCUUUGGCUAUAGUAUGUGAUGACUUCUUUGUUCCAUCAUUAGAAAAAAUUUGUGAGAAACUACAUUUGAGUGAAGAUGUUGCUGGAGCCACUUUCAUGGCUGCAGGAAGCUCAACCCCAGAAUUGUUUGCCUCUGUUAUUGGUGUAUUUAUCACUCAUGGUGAUGUAGGAGUUGGGACAAUUGUCGGUUCUGCAGUUUUCAACAUCCUCUGCAUUAUUGGUGUCUGUGGGAUAUUCGCAGGACACGUGGUUCUUCUCACCUGGUGGGCUGUGUUCAGGGAUUCUGUCUACUACACGCUGUCUGUGAUCAUACUUAUUGCUUUCAUAUAUGAUGAGAAAAUAGUAUGGUGGGAAAGCCUUGUACUCAUCAUUAUGUAUUCAUUCUAUAUACUUAUCAUGAAGUACAAUGUGAAAUUGCAAAACUUUUUUACCUUCAAAAGAAAGAAUGUUGGAAAUGGCAACACCGUCAACAAUGAGCUGGAAGAUGGUAAUGCAUAUUAUGGCAUUAGCUGUGAUGACCCAUCCAUACCAUUGCUAUUGAAAGUGAAGGGAGUACAGCAGUACGGCAAAAACACUGUAGUGAUGGUGGAUGAGAUCAUCUGUUCCAGCCCACCAAAAUUCCGUUUCCCUGAAGCGGGCUUACGAAUAAUGAUAACAAAUAAAUUUGGACCAAGAACCAGAAUGCGAAUGGCAAGCAGACUCAUUAUUAACGAGCGUCAGCGACUGAUUCAGUCUGCCAAUGGCACAAGCAAACCGCUUCAGAACGGGAAGCACGAGAACAUUGAAAAUGGGAACAUCCAUGUGGAAAACCAGGAAGAGAAUGAGCAUGAUAACCUGUCUCCCUUUUCAAUACCAGAUGGAAAAGUGAACAAGGUCAAGUGGAUUUUGACAUGGCCAUUGAUAUUUCUGCUUUUUUGUACCAUUCCAAACUGCAGCAAGCCACGCUGGGAGAACUUUUUCAUGUUGACAUUUAUUUUAUCCACUCUGUGGAUUGCAUUGUUUUCCUAUUUUAUGGUAUGGAUGGUUACUGUGAUUGGAUACACUCUGGGGAUUCCUGAUGUUAUCAUGGGCAUUACUUUCCUAGCAGCAGGAACAAGUGUACCAGACUGCAUGGCCAGCUUAAUAGUAGCAAGACAAGGCCUUGGUGAUAUGGCAGUAUCCAACACAAUAGGGAGCAAUGUAUUUGACAUUUUAGUAGGCCUUGGAGUCCCAUGGGGCUUGCAAACGAUGGUGGUUGAUUAUGGAUCGUCUGUUAGGAUAAAUAGCAAGGGGCUGGUCUAUUCAGUUGUGCUUCUGCUGGGAUCUGUAGCUCUUACUGUGGCUGGAAUCCAUAUAAAUCAAUGGAAACUUGACAAGAAACUAGGCAUCUAUGUGUUGCUUCUCUAUGCCGUUUUCCUGUGUUUCUCUAUAUUAAUAGAGUUCAAUGUCUUCACCUUUGUCAACUUCCCAAUGUGCCGAGAAAAUCUUUAAAUAAGCGACACAAAAGGAGAGAGACUCAGAUGUUCUUAACUCCUUGUCCA
Molecule: messenger RNA, 1722 nt
Organism: Gavialis gangeticus (Gharial)
Lineage: Eukaryota; Metazoa; Chordata; Crocodylia; Gavialidae
Gene: SLC24A4
Product: solute carrier family 24 member 4
Exons: 16
Coding region: 59-1672 (537 amino acids)
Biological process (GO): sensory perception of smell; intracellular calcium ion homeostasis; calcium ion transmembrane transport
Cellular component (GO): membrane
Molecular function (GO): calcium channel activity; calcium, potassium:sodium antiporter activity
Source: RefSeq, a predicted model, not a curated record